AUGGGCUCCUUAAGAUCACAGGACAUGUCUGUGAAAACAGCUCUGUCGCAAAGUGAUGGUCCAACAGAGAUCCCCCUUCUGAAGAAGACGAUCGGACAAGAGUUUGCGACCAUUGUUGAGAGAUUCCCAAACCGAGCCGCCAUCAAGUCCGCCAACAAAGAGAUCUCAUACGUGGAACUGAAUGAGAUGAGUGAUAUUCUGGCCAUAGCUCUUCUUAAUUUAGAAGUCCGACCAGGCGACCGCGUUGCUGUCAGUUUGGGAAAUUGCAUUGAAUAUGCUGUGAUCGUCUACGCGUGCUUCAAGAUAGGUGCUAUUUUAGUUCCUCUAAACCCUGCAUACACACCUUUGCAAACCAUUUCAGCUCUGAAUCAUAUUUCGGCGAGAUGCUUUAUAAUCAGUGCGGAAAUCACACUUCCUUACAAAGAUCCUCAAUCUACCAAGGAACUCCUCAACAAGAUUAUCUGCCCUGAUCCAAACGUCUCAGCCAAGGUUUCCUCUCUCCGGGACAUAAUACUUAUUGAUAACUCUAGCGGACGGGUGGAUAUUACUUCGAUGCCGGUUACUGCGGAUUACUAUGCCUUGUUACUUGCAUACCGAGGGCAGCGUUUCCUCAUCCAGCAUCAGUUGCAUGCAGACGACGUUAUCAAUAUUCAGUUUACAUCGGGAACGACAUCCGCUCCCAAAGCGGCAUGUCUGACCCAUCGCAAUAUCUUGAACAAUGGCUUCUUAGUCGGCGAAGCUAUGACACACGGGGCUGCCCUGCUGUUGCCUUCGGAAAGUUUCAAUGCUAGAGCGGCUUUAAAAUCAAUCGCAGAUCAUCGUGCAACGGUUCUAUAUGGGGUGCCUACAAUGUUUAUAGCGGAAUUAGAUCUUUUGUCGGAGAAUCUUCUGCCAGCUUCCGCAAUAAGAAAACUCCGCACUGGGGUCAUCGGAGGCAGUUCUAUCCCUCCAGCGCUGAGGAUCCAACUACAUGACAAGAUGAACCUAUCUGGCUUGACUAAUUGCUAUGGUCUCACGGAGGCUUCACCUAUUGCAUGCAUGACGCGCAUUGAUGAUCCUCUCGAAUCGAAACUCGAGACAGUCGGCAAAGUGCUUCCACAUACUUCCAUCCGAAUCACGGCCCGCGAUGAUCCUAAUCAAAUUCUCCCACGAGGUGAAAAGGGGGAGAUCCAAAUCGGGGGUUACUCAGUCAUGAAAGGUUAUUGGCGGGCUGAAGCCGAGACAAAAAAGGUGCUUGUCAAGGAGGAUCAUUUCUCUGUGCAAAAUAAACAUCGCGCCUCGUCUUCAUCCGCAUCUUAUCCACGUUUCUGGCUACGUUCAGGUGACGAAGGUCUAAUUGAUCAAGACGGAAAUAUCAAAAUCACAGGUCGCAUCAAGGAUAUCAUCAUCCGUGGUGGAGAAAAUAUAUACCCCGCCGAAAUAGAGAACUGUCUCCUGAAACAUGAUCUCAUUGGCAAUGCUAGUGUUGUUGGAUUACCAGAUGCACGGUACGGAGAGGUCGUCGCAGCAUUCAUUGUGCCACAAGAGGGUGUCACGCCCAUUGUCGAAGAUCAAGACCAGACAGGGGACUUGCGCCUAGCGAAGGAUGCGAUUGACGGGCAUCAUACGAACAGCAACUUAGUACUCAUCAAUGCGGAAAUAGUCCGACUCUGGAUCCGUCAACAUUUAAGCAAAAUGCUGGCUCCGAAGUAUGUUUUUUGGGUAUCUCAACUGCCUCUUACAGCUAGUGGAAAGGUCGAAAAGUAUAAAUUGCGAGAGAUGGGAGAACAAUGGAUGAGGCAGUGA
Talaromyces amestolkiae is the source of this 1785-nucleotide messenger RNA. RefSeq lists its product as uncharacterized. The record is from RefSeq and is a predicted model, not a curated record. Gene Ontology annotation, molecular function: medium-chain fatty acid-CoA ligase activity. Lineage: Eukaryota; Fungi; Ascomycota; Eurotiomycetes; Eurotiales; Trichocomaceae. Gene Ontology annotation, biological process: fatty acid metabolic process. The coding region runs from base 1 to 1785 and encodes 594 amino acids. The transcript has 6 exons.